AUGCAUUGGAUUAUUCUAGUUCCAGCGAUAGAAAUCCUCAGUCUCACCAAGCUCCUGGCCACUCUCACCCGUCUCCUCAUCACACGACCGUCGUGCGUGAUCACUCGAAUUGGUUCAACUGAAACACUGUUAAAUGCCAGUUCCAGCGCACGACAUCAUCCUAAUGCUCUUUGGACCAAAGAUCUCUCGUCUGCCAUCAGUGCGGAGGGUCCUGCGUGGUCUAAAGGCUAG
Penicillium brevicompactum is the source of this 231-nucleotide messenger RNA. RefSeq lists its product as uncharacterized. The record is from RefSeq and is a predicted model, not a curated record. NCBI's taxonomy places the organism in Eukaryota, Fungi, Ascomycota, Eurotiomycetes, Eurotiales, Aspergillaceae. The transcript has a single exon. The coding region runs from base 1 to 231 and encodes 76 amino acids.